Dissoconium aciculare CBS 342.82 is the source of this 693-nucleotide messenger RNA. RefSeq lists its product as uncharacterized. The coding region runs from base 167 to 631 and encodes 154 amino acids. The transcript has a single exon. NCBI's taxonomy places the organism in Eukaryota, Fungi, Ascomycota, Dothideomycetes, Mycosphaerellales, Dissoconiaceae. The record is from RefSeq and is a predicted model, not a curated record.
GCCUCUCUGCCCAUCCGUCGGUUGAGUGGGAAAUUCGUUGGUCGGGUUUCAUGCAAUAUGCUCGCAUCCUCUCGGUGUACUCGCAUGGCGCCCAUGUUUUGUGUGCAUAACAAUUUCGAUUCCAUUUGGUGGCUGAAAAGAUUGAUAUAAAGCAAUGUUAUAAAAUAUGCAAGGAUGUAUUUAUGAGAACCAUGAUGAGAAGCAUUGUUUUACACAUCUGGCAGAGAGUGCGAGAGGGAGAGACAGACGCCAGAGUCUGGAUCGCAGGCCGAGAAAAGAAGCACAGACAGCCAGCUCCAGCGGGGCUUUCGCUCGCCCCAAGUUUCCCAUCAAAUUGUGCCGCUCCGAGGGGUUGGCUCGGUGCAAAUUCCCACGUUUUCCUCAUCACACACGUCCCGACAAAACCUUGGAACCACCUGAGCCACGCGAAGACUUGCCCAUUCCACGUGCCUAUCGAUCUGGCCAGACUCAUCAUUCCAAAUCUCGACGACAUGGGUAUGGAAUAUUCGAGGGAAAGUCUACGCGUGGUUGGAUGAUCCCUGGUCAUUUCGUUCUGUGUUCACUACUGUACCUUGCACAUCCAGACCUUUUGUUUCUGUUCGGAAUUCGUCAUCGUCGUCGGCUUCGGUAGCCGCAUUGCUUUUAUAGUUCCCAGCGAGUGGUAGAUUGCGCCCGUCGUUGUGCCUCUCGAAU